UCCGUACGUCCACAACACAGAACAGCUGGAUUAGGGCGAAUAAUUACACGCAAUUUACAUUACAUCGGGAAAAGGAGCUCGUGCCGCCUGAAUAGAAAAAUAACAUCCGACACACUGACUAAUUAAGAUGGAGUUUCUCAUUACGGAUAGGUAAUCUGGUCCGGGUUGAAUUAUUCAUCGCAGGUAAACAAGGUCCGAUCUACAGCAGAGUGAUGACAGGAAAUGGUGAUUAAUGGUGUGGGGUAUUGUAGACGAACCCCAUUACCUGCUGUCAGUAUUUAAGCAAACGAGCUCCGCCUGCAUGCGCGCGUGCGUCUGUGCGUAAUAGGGCACGCUUAUGAACAUGAUAUAAACAGGAUAUAUUUACAGCUAAGGAGCCAUUAGUGAUGGGGACAGUGCUGCACGAGAGAGCUAGACAUAAUGACCACAAUCAUCUUCCUACAUGUAAUCACCGGGCAAAGAGGAAAGCUUCAGGAUCUUCUGCCUCAAGUCAGAGGAACUCUCAUCAUGAUGUGGCUCGAAAUGCAGAAAAAGUCCCAGAAAAUGAUGAAUUGGUCCUGGAGAAUGGUUCACAGGCACGAGAGAUGAGGACAAUAUCCACAGCAGCGGUUAUCCAUCCUAGAGAGAUGCUGAACAAGCCAAAGCACAAGCCGUCCUCCGUUAAACAUCCACUGGAACGACGCUACAGACAGAAAGACACGAUGCCACCUCGCCUGCCUCCUGUCCCCGCGCCAAGACACGAGCCGACUGAACAAGUGACACACGAGGACGCGGACAGCGGCAGCGACCUUUCAGACACGGAGAGGCUCGCACAACCUGCGUCCAUCUCUGAUCCUCCGCUGCUUAACCUUCGAGAAGAAGUCAUCGAUCCCUCCGACUUACAACCUUCACGUGCUCCGUCUAGGUCCCAUGCCGUCUCCCGUGACAGCUACCCCGACUUCUUGCCUCCGCCUUUUAACUCCUGGAGUCUCCGAGAGCUGGCGGUGUAUUUAAACACGGACGGUAAAAACGUCCCUCGCUCCAAACCUGGCAACCAGUUCGAGAGAUACUUGGACCGUCUUAUUCAGCUUGAAUGGCGGCAAAUCCUGACGCUCCACGAGGAGAGCAGCAAGUCUUUGUGGCUCGUACGGCGUAGACCACAUUUCAGCCUCAGCGCCCCGAAAAGCAUCCUUCAGUGCCAGCGUGCCUUUCCCUUCACCUUACUGUCAUCUGUUCACCCACAAAUCUGCAACCGUUACCCAGUCUGCACGUACCCUCAGCACACGCACCCGCUGACGGAAAAAAGAGGAGUUUCUAGAAGGAGCAGCAGCGAGACUCGAGCUCAUCGUCUCAACAGACUCAGCGAUUCUUCUUUGGACCAUCUGAAACGCAUGCAGGCCGUCGGGAACAUCCGCAACCCACCAACACACAAUCCUCACGUCAACGGUCCUACAGGUCUAGAUCCUCCGAGGAGAAAGAGCUCAGGGGGACGGAGCCGAUCCUGUGGGGACGAGAGCAAAGACGUCUGUGGAAGAAUGAGACCCGAGAGAAGAACAGAAGCUCGGUGUGUAAUAGAAUCAAAAUCUUUGGACGUCACCAGUUCUGAGAAAGAACCAGCCGCUGGAAGGACCGCUGCGAAACCCAAGCAUGUCGAGUUUAUUUUUCAGGCACAAGAAAUGACAUGAAUGUUCUCAUCCACACACUGUUUAGGAAGAUAUGUGCUUCCUAAGAAUGUUCUAGAAAUCGUUUAUGAUCAUUCCAGCAAUUUUAGUAGAGAUGGAAAUAUAAAAACCAGCAUCUAGAACAUUUAAACCAAGGUUCCUCAGUUUUGGAGAAUGUUUAAAGGUUCAGCAGAGUGUUUGCAUCUUUUUCAAAUAAGAUCUUUUUAAGAAGCUAAAACACCUCUCACUAUAGAAUGAACCUCUUGACCCCAGAGAAAUACAUUUUUUUUAAUACUAAAGGAUGUAUUUCUAAUGAAAUAGAAUGUAUUUUAUGUAAUUAUUCCAUCAGGUUUCUGAUAUGUUCUAGGGUUGGUUAAGGGUUUUUCACUUCAGGUUCAGGUUCAGGUUCUUGGACCAGUCUAAAAGGAAAACCCCUUUGUUUAAGGGUUCAACAUAGAAUCUACUAUUGAAGGUUCCCCUUAAAGGGACAAACAUGCUUUAGGGUUCUAGAUUAUAUUUAAGAAUUUAAAGAUUAAAGAUUCAACUACAUUCACUGUAUUUCUCGAACAAAAUCUGAAGGAAUCA
Molecule: messenger RNA, 2225 nt
Organism: Hemibagrus wyckioides
Lineage: Eukaryota; Metazoa; Chordata; Actinopteri; Siluriformes; Bagridae
Gene: fam217bb
Product: family with sequence similarity 217 member Bb
Exons: 4
Coding region: 387-1664 (425 amino acids)
Source: RefSeq, a predicted model, not a curated record